AUGUUCACCAAAGUCUCCGCCACCGCUGCGGUCCUCGCAUUCGUUACUGCUCAAGCAUCCGCCUUGUACUUCCCGAGGCAUGGAUGUGAUAUCUCCAAGGCUACCUUCUCCGUGCCCGCUGGUCUCACAGCUCCAACCACUGGCCCGUCCUUCAUUGGAUUGGCUGCCGGUGUGCAAAACUACACCUGCACCGCGUCCACCUCCACCUGGACGAACGUCGGUGCCGUCGCCGAGCUCGUCGAUGGCUCGUGCCUCUACUCCACCCCUUUCUUCAACUCCGCGGUCGACCACAUCUAUGGAGCAUGGGAGAAGGCUCCUGCCUCGGUCACCACCCAGGAAAUCAUUUCCACCGCCGCCAAGUUCCCGACGAAGCCUGAGGUCCUCGGGCAGCACUACUACGUCCCCUCGCCCUCCGGCACGGGCGUCAGCCCGAAAUGGGACUUCACCAGCGCCUCUUUCAAGGGCAACUCCGAGGCCUUCGUCGUUGCCUCGAAGACCGCGGCCGUGAACGCGCCCAACGCCGCUACUGACAUUACCUGGGUCUUCCUCACUGCCGUUGAGGGAGAACUCGCGGACAAUGUCUACCGUGUCCAGACCCGCGGCGGUCAGCCUCCUGCCUCCUGCACUCCCGGAACGCCCGACAUCUCCGUGAAAUACGCGGCUCAGUACUGGUUGUACGGCGGCGAGAUCAAGCACUGA
Messenger RNA from Punctularia strigosozonata HHB-11173 SS5, 699 nucleotides. RefSeq lists its product as uncharacterized. Bases 1 to 699 code for a protein of 232 amino acids. The record is from RefSeq and is a predicted model, not a curated record. NCBI's taxonomy places the organism in Eukaryota, Fungi, Basidiomycota, Agaricomycetes, Corticiales, Punctulariaceae. The transcript is spliced from 5 exons.